AUGCUUGAUGCUGCUGCUGUCGCUGUCUCAAUUCAGCCAAGGCACGUCAGCCAGGGCGCAGCUCACUCCGUCGCAGGACCAUCAUGUCUAAACCAGCCCUCAACAAGUCCCUUUUGGCUUCUGCUGUCCCCGACAUCUCCGCAAUCACCCUCCUCUGUCACCCUUCAAAGUAGUAGUGGAUCCUGUGUUCUUCCUAAUCAAGUGAUGCUCAAGGGCAUCCCGCAAGAGAGCCAACGUUUGCUUAUAAUCCAACCGACUUCAGGAGCAGAGUGCGUUCUCAGCGGUGAAAAUCUGACGGUUGGCGAAACCGAGAUAUACGUUUCAUGUUAUGCAGAUGAAGACGGAGCUGAAAGGGAGAUUAAUGACAUGGCAUCUUCCUUUGUUACACGCGCCCACUCUGUCCAUUUACGACCUUUGGUGCCACAGACAGAUCAGCCGAACACAAUAUUUCCACGUACCUAUACUAGUCCUUUGAACAGCAACGCCCCAACAUACACAGCCAGUUUAACAAAUGAUGUCAGCGUACCAUCCACUGACGUCGACUGGACAGAAACUCACAGUCAUGCCAUUUCCACAAGGCCUCCUGAAACCACAGUUAAUUCAGAUACUGCCACUCGCUUCGCACUCUCAGAUUCUUUUAAACUUAUGACUGACACCAGUACGUCUACGUUAAUGCGUAAAAUCACGUCUUCCACUCCAUCCAGUGACAUUACAGAGCCUACUGGUGCCACCAAUGUCGUAAUUCAGAACGACAGCUCGAUGACCACUCUACCUAGUAGUGUCAACACUCAAACGCAUAUUACCACCGUCACACCAACACUUGACACCACCACUUCUAAGGUAUCGGCUGGCAACAUAUCUGUGAUGACAAAUGAUACCACCACUUCUAUAACAGAUAGCAUCACUGCUUCUACAAUAGCAGAUGACACCACUACCUCCAUAAUAACAGAUGACAUUACCACUUCCAUGGUAACAGAUGACACUGCAAACUCCUCUUUAACUGGUGAAACCAGUAUUUCUUUGAUAAAAGAUAAUAUAACCGCCUCCAUGAUAACAGAUGACACCACCACUUCUAUGACAACAGAGGAAGUUGCAAUUGCAGAAGACACUACAACUCUUGGGGGAAUAAAUGACAUCACAAAAGAUGAUAGCUCAACCUACAGAAUAUUAGAUGACACCAGUUCUUCAGAUGACACCUCACUCUCCACAAAAUCAUAUAACACCACAACUUCUGUACCAGAGGACAACACCACUUCUACUACAACUUCCACAACAGAAGUUGAAACCAUCGUAAUAACAGAAGGCCUCACCACUUCACUGGUAAUGAAUGGCACCACCAAUCCUUUGGGAACAGAUGGCGCUACCAUAUCCACAGUAACAGCAGAUGACACCACUACAUCCACAAUAGACACCACACAACCAACCACCUCCACAAUAGCAGAUGACACCACCACCUCAACAAUACUAGAUGACACCACCACCUCCACAACAGUAGAUGACACCACUACAUCCACAAUAGCAGAUGACACCACCACCUCAACAAUAGUAGCUGACACUACCGCCUCCACAGUAGCAGAUGACACCUCCACAAUAGCAGAUGGCACCUCCACAAUAGCAGAUGGCACCACCUCAAUAAUACCAGAUGACACCACCACCUCAACAAUACCAGAUGACACCACCACCUCCACAAUAGAAGAUGAAACCACCACAUCCACAAUAGCAGUUGACACAACCACCUCAACAAUACCAGAUGACACCAACCCCUCCACAAUAGCAGACGACACCACCACCUCCACAAUACCAGAUGACACCACCUCAACAACAGCAGAUGACACCACCGCCUCCACAAUAGCAGAUGACACCGCCACAUCCACAAUACCAGAUGACACCAUCCCCUCCACAAUACCAGAUGACACCACCUCUUCCACAGUACCAAAUGACACCACUACAUCCACAAUACCAGAUGACACCACCCCCUCCACAAUAGCAGAUGACACCACCACAGUACAGAUGACACCACUACAUCCACAAUACCAGAUGACACCACCACCUCAACAAUAGCAGAUGACACCAUCGUCUCCACAAUACCAGAUGACACCACUACAUCCAUAAGACCAGAUGGCACCACCAUCUCCACAAUACCAGAUGACACCACCUCAACAAUUCCAGAUGACACCACAAUAGCAGAUAACAUCACCACCUCCACAAUAACAGAUGACACCACCACCUCAACAAUAGCUGAUGACACCACCAUCCACA
Molecule: messenger RNA, 2259 nt
Organism: Penaeus vannamei (Pacific white shrimp)
Lineage: Eukaryota; Metazoa; Arthropoda; Malacostraca; Decapoda; Penaeidae
Source: RefSeq, a predicted model, not a curated record